GUUCCUCCCCACAGAACAGAGGCCCCAUCGCCCCAGCACACACAUUUGCAGAGAGCAGGAUCCUCAGGCCUCCACCAUGUGGGACCCUGCCUCCAGACCCUGCCCUUCUCCUCACCUGCUGCUGGCUCUGCUGUUGGGACUCACAGGUGUAGCUGGUGAGGCGAGGCUGCAGGUGAUCCAGCCUGACAAGUCAGUGUCUGUCGCAGCUGGACAGACAGCCACUCUGCGCUGCACCAUGACCUCCUUGAGCCCCAUAGGGCCGACUCAGUGGUUCAGGGGGACAGGGCCAGGACGGGAGUUAAUCUUCAGUUUCAAAGGAGGCCACUUCCCCCGAGUAACAAAUGCUUCAGACCCCACAAGGAGAAACAACACGGACUUUUCCAUCCGCAUCAGUAACAUCACCCCAGCAGACACAGGAACCUACUACUGUGUGAAGUUCCAGAAAGGGACCCCUGAUGAUGAGGAGUUUAAGUCUGGACCAGGCACCCAGGUCACUGUGAGUGCCAAACCCUCUCCCCCCGUGGUGUCGGGCCCCACGGCCAGGGCCUCUCCAGGGCAGACAGUGAACUUCACCUGCAAGUCCCACGGCUUCUCCCCCAGAAACAUCACCCUGAGAUGGUUCAGAAAUGGGAAUGAGCUGGCAGCCUCCCAGACCAGCGUGGACCCAGAGGGAAACAGAACGUCGUACAGCAUCUCCAGCACAACCAGGCUGGUGCUGGCCCCGAUGGAUGUUCGCUCCCAGGUCAUCUGUGAGGUGACCCACGUGACCCUGCAGGGGGGCCCUCCUCUUCGUGGGACUGCCAACCUGUCUGAGGUCCUCCGAGUUCCGCCCACCUUGGAGGUUUCCCAGCAGCCCUUGUCAGGCGACCAGGUGAAGAUCACUUGCCAAGUGAAGAAGUUCUACCCCCAGCAACUCCAGCUGACCUGGUUGGAGAAUGGCAAUGUGUCCCGAACAGAAAAGGCCUCAAGGGCCUCGAACCUCGUAGAGAACAAGGAUGGGACCUUUAACUGGACGAGCUGGUUCCUGGUGAACUCAUCUGCCCACAGGGAAGAUGUGGUGUUCACCUGCCUGGUGCAGCACGACGGGCAGCCCAAGGACACCAGAAACCAUACCCUUGUGGCCUCUGCCCACCAGAAGGACCAGGAAACCCAUAAUACCCAGGAGUCAAAGACAUCUACUCCAUUCUUGAUGGCUAUCACCCUGGGCCCAAAGCUGUUGCUGCUCAUCACUGUCUCUGCCAUCUAUGUCCACAGGAAGCGAGCACCCGAUUGUGUCCCAGGAGGAAAAUAGCACCAAGGACAUAAGAGAUACGUUGGGAAUAUUUCUUGAAUGUUGUGCCCAUAAACAACUGUGAACAUGGGUCCCACAGCUCCUCCCUUCCUCUCCUACUACAUGUCACCCUCAGUUUCUGCUCCUUUAGUCCUUGAGGG
Molecule: messenger RNA, 1431 nt
Organism: Lontra canadensis (Northern American river otter)
Lineage: Eukaryota; Metazoa; Chordata; Mammalia; Carnivora; Mustelidae
Product: signal-regulatory protein beta-1-like
Exons: 6
Coding region: 77-1291 (404 amino acids)
Biological process (GO): positive regulation of phagocytosis; positive regulation of T cell activation
Cellular component (GO): plasma membrane
Source: RefSeq, a predicted model, not a curated record